AUGUCAGCGCAGAACAUGGUUUUGACCGUUGGUAUGACCUGUCAGCCUAGGCCAUCUUGGGCCACACGUGGCUUCAAGAUGGCUGAACUACCUUUGGAGAUCAUGUUCAAAAUCAUCUCCUUCGUGGACGACCGUGAGAUACUCCUAUCCUUGAGCCUUACCUGUCAAGCUCUGUCUGCAGAAAUCAUGGCCCGCCUCAGGAGCGUGCUGAUUCAACUGGGCCAGAGCAAGAGUUCCACAGCUGAGCUUGAAAGAAGGCGAAAGGUAUAUUUUGAACGAGAGCUUCUCAAACACAUUACUCUCAAUUUCAAGCACGAGUUUGAAGAGCCGGUUAGUACCUAUCAUAUUUGA
This is a messenger RNA of Penicillium diatomitis, 351 nucleotides long. Its product is annotated as F-box protein. Gene Ontology annotation, molecular function: protein binding. Bases 1 to 351 code for a protein of 116 amino acids. The record is from RefSeq and is a predicted model, not a curated record. NCBI's taxonomy places the organism in Eukaryota, Fungi, Ascomycota, Eurotiomycetes, Eurotiales, Aspergillaceae. The transcript has 2 exons.